Molecule: messenger RNA, 714 nt
Organism: Annulohypoxylon truncatum
Lineage: Eukaryota; Fungi; Ascomycota; Sordariomycetes; Xylariales; Hypoxylaceae
Exons: 2
Coding region: 1-714 (237 amino acids)
Biological process (GO): GPI anchor biosynthetic process
Cellular component (GO): mannosyltransferase complex; endoplasmic reticulum membrane
Molecular function (GO): mannosyltransferase activity
Source: RefSeq, a predicted model, not a curated record
AUGUUAAUUCGAUUCGCUCCUAUAAUCCUAUUGAUUACAUCCGUGUUUGCAAACACCGAAAAGACCAUUUUCAUCGGUCCACCAACCGCCAACAUCCCCUCAGCUCAUCCAACCCUUGAAGACUUGCAUGUCGAUGUCCUCACCCCUUCUAAUUGGACAAUACGAACACAUCUAGAGGCUCAAUUCCCCAAUAUUUCAUCACCAAAUGGCAAAGCCACUUGGCUCAUCUUGGACGAACUCACUGAGGGUCAACGUUACGAAGUGAGAGUGUGUUGGGCUGCAACUCAACCUACCCAAUUCAAAAUCGCUACCUAUGAGCUGCAAACUGUCUUUGAGACUCCUGAACUAAUAUCUGAGCUUUCAGAAUAUUCAUGGUCUCGCCAGUCUCUUGGAGGUGAUCGUGGGUCUCAAUCUAAACCUGUAGGAAACCUCCGGGCCUCGAACUCGGAGAGAGAAGCUUCGGUUCUCUUUCUCCAGAUUCUAGCAGCGGCAGAUUACUAUACGGCGAAUAAGACGCUGAUGAGACACGUUCCAUCAGUCCAUGUGGAUAUCAUCCUCGACCCCUUUCUCCUUGGCGUACUGCCCCGUUCACUAUUGCCAACUGUGGGCUACAUUACCGUAGUAGCCAUCACAUCCUGGUUUAUCGCACGAUACAUCUCAAUAUGGAUUCGUAACUUAGGAGCAGAAGCAAACCCUGAGAAGAAGAUUCAGUGA